GGUCUUUGUUACAGCAGGCAGAGGAGGCAGGGACGGGAUGUGGGAUCCAGUUCCUGUUUUACUGUGAAAGAAACCGAUGGAUCCAAAGUAUGAUGGAGGUGAUGGUCGGCUGUGCCGUCUGGAUUUUUCUCUGGAUGUUAUCUCCUGCAGAAGGAGAUGCUGAGGUGUCCUGUGUUUUUAUGGAGCGCUGCAUCUUACCGUGCAGCUUCCAGGGCGGCACUGAUGCAGUCAUCCACUGGACUGUGGUGACAGCUGGAGACACUCUUGUCCACUCCUACUACAACAACCAAGACCAGCUGGGACACCAGGGCCAGCACUUCAGAGGCAGGACAUCACUGUUCAAGGACCAGAUCUCCAGAGGAAACGCCUCGCUCCAGCUGACUGGGGUCCAGGUUCAGGACCAGGGCAGAUACAAGUGUUUCACCAGCAUCAUCAGAGGCAACAAGAAUUCAUUUAUCAACCUACAAGUGGACGCUCCGGUCCAUAAAGUCGACAUGGAGCAGGAAGAAAACAGGAUCACCUGCAGCUCAGAGGGGAUCUACCCUGAGCCUGAACUCACCUGGUCCACCAGACCUCCGUCCAACGUGACCUUCAAGAACACAACCAGAGUCCAGCAGACUGAACAGCAGCUCUACAACAUCAACAGCUCUCUGAUACUUUCAGACAGGGUUACUGAUCUGGUCUACAGCUGCACCGUCAGCACUCGCAGGAACAGGAGGAGAGCCACUUUGAGGGAACUGACUUCUCUCGAUGGUUCGAGCUCUGACACAACAAUCCCCUGCUCUGCCUCAAACACUUCCCUUCUGAACUUCAGCCUCGUCUGGAGAUUCAACCGCAGUCGGAUCAUCCUGAACCGGACCAGGACCAGCGUCCCCUACACAGUCUCAGAGGAGUGGAGGCAGCAGGUGAAGGGUGUGUCUGAGUCAGGCAGCCUCACACUACAAGACUUGUCUUUGAAACAGGAGGGGAUAUACACCUGUGAACUCAGCGAUGACGAGGAGACAAACAUAACCAACACCCUGCUGAGGAUAGAAGGGAGUCAAACUGGUGUCACACGUCUUAAUGUAGGUUUGAUGGUUGGAGCCAUUUUGGUUGCAGUUCUAGCAGCAGGCCUUGUUGUGCUUUACUACAAAAAUAAAAAGAGAGAGGAAGAAGAACAGACAUGGAGCUAUAAAACCUUCUUAUGUUGUUUGCAGAAAGAUCAAACACCUGAAGGAACAUAUGAAGAGGGACAAAGUCUGGAAGAAGCAAAUGUUUGACUCUAUAAUGAACCAGAGUAACUACAAGAUGCAACAACCAGCUGCUGCAGAGAAAUCAAGUCACGUUGGGCUACUUGGAAGUUUAACUGCAACUGCUAACCAUUUCAUGCAGAUACAGGGGUGGGUCUGUCUGUGUGGAUAUUUAACUUUUAUUGCCAAAA
Micropterus dolomieu (smallmouth bass) is the source of this 1420-nucleotide messenger RNA. RefSeq names its product CD276 antigen-like. Lineage: Eukaryota; Metazoa; Chordata; Actinopteri; Centrarchiformes; Centrarchidae. Gene Ontology annotation, cellular component: external side of plasma membrane. The transcript is spliced from 7 exons. The record is from RefSeq and is a predicted model, not a curated record. Gene Ontology annotation, biological process: T cell costimulation; positive regulation of T cell proliferation; immune response. The coding region runs from base 90 to 1259 and encodes 389 amino acids.